AUGGUUAAGGGUUUACACUUUGCACGACACACUGAAACUUUGGUGUGGGGUUUAAGAGCAUUUCCAGCAAGCAGGCUGGGGGGAGGGCUGGGGGAAAAUGCUGUUUCCAGCAACACAAAGCUGCCAGGGCAAGGAGUGGGGCCCAGCUACCUGGGCUGGCCCGAAGGGGAGGCUGGCCCGAGUGCCAGCCCGGGCAAUCUGACGUCAGCGCUACAGUGCCCGCUACAGUACCCGCUACAGUGCUUUUUUUGUCCAAUAAAAAAAUGA
Molecule: messenger RNA, 267 nt
Organism: Prunus armeniaca (apricot)
Lineage: Eukaryota; Viridiplantae; Streptophyta; Magnoliopsida; Rosales; Rosaceae
Source: the annotation of a GenBank genome assembly